Messenger RNA from Erythranthe guttata (spotted monkey flower), 1898 nucleotides. Its product is annotated as pectinesterase 2. Gene Ontology annotation, molecular function: enzyme inhibitor activity; pectinesterase activity. Gene Ontology annotation, biological process: cell wall modification. The record is from RefSeq and is a predicted model, not a curated record. NCBI's taxonomy places the organism in Eukaryota, Viridiplantae, Streptophyta, Magnoliopsida, Lamiales, Phrymaceae.
UUCAAAAAAAGAUGAAAAGUAAUAUCUAUAUAAUAUUAUUAAUUAAUUAGUUUAUUCAACAACAUUACAUAGUACACAUGUACACGUACUAUAUUGAAUUGGCUUUUGUUCACCAUAGUCAACUCUCAUUCUCAUCAUUCAUCAAGUCUUUUAUUUUCCACACACUAUAUAUAUAAUCCAAUUUCCUCAUAUAGUUGUAACACAUAUAUCCAUUAUCAAAAUGGAGCUCAAUUUCUUGAUCAUAACAUUAAUUUCUCUCUCCUCCACCUUCCACCUCCCCUCCGCCGCCGUCAAACCCCCCUCCGGCGACAUGAAUUGGUGGUGCAACCAAACCCCCUACCCCGAACCAUGCAAACACUUCAUGAGCCAAAAUAACAACAAUCCACGCAAAUAUUUCUCACCCCAAAAAAAAUCCGAUUUUCGAAAAAUGGCCAUUCAAUUAGCCCUAGAGCGCGCUACUUGUGCCGUGGGCAACACGAAAGCCCUCGGCGCCAAGUGUAGGAAUGAGCGAGAGCGGGCCGCCUGGUCCGACUGCGUGAAACUGUACGAGUCCACAAUCGAGCAACUCAACAAGACCGUGGACCCCACCAUAAAUUGCACCGAUUUCGACUCGCAGACGUGGCUGAGCACCGCCUUGACCAACAUCGAGACUUGCCGUACCGGGUUCUUGGAGCUCAACGUCACGGAUUUCGUGUUCCCGUUGAUCUCGAACAACAACGUCUCGAAAUUGAUAUGCAACACUCUGGCGCUCGGAGAUAGUGGUAACGAGACGAAUCACGAGACUAAGGGUUACUAUAACAAGGCUGGUUUUCCGACGUGGUUUUCUAAGGGUAACCGGAGGUUGUUGCAGACGACGGUUAGUGCGGACGUGGUGGUGGCGCAGGAUGGUUCAGGGGAUAAUAGGACUAUUAAGGCGGCACUUGAUGUGGCGGCAAGGAGGAGCAGCACCGCCGGGAGGUUUGUUAUACUUGUGAAGAGAGGUGUUUAUAGUGAGAACAUAGAAAUUGCUGGGAGUAAGAUGAAGAAUAUUAUGAUUGUCGGUGACGGUAUCGAUAAUACUAUUAUUACUGGCAACCGAAGCGUCGGAGGCGGUUCCACCACCUUCGAAUCAGCCACCGUUAUUGUGACGGCGGAGGGAUUCAUCGCCCGGGGCAUAACCAUCCGCAACACCGCCGGACCAGAAAACCACCAGGCGGUGGCGCUCCGCUCCGGCGCCGACCUCUCCGUGUUCUACCGCUGCAGCUUCGAAGCGUACCAGGACACACUCUACGUACACUCCCAACGCCAAUUCUACAAAGAAUGCGAUAUCUACGGCACAAUCGACUUCAUCUUCGGCAACGCCGCCGCCGUUUUACAGGACUGCAAGAUCUACGCACGCCGCCCUAUGGUCAAGCAGAAGAACGUGGUCACCGCCCAGGGCCGAACCGACCCGAACCAGAACACCGGGAUCUCGAUCCACAAUUCCCGGGUCAUGGCUUCUCCGGAUCUGGUACCCGUUCUCGGGUCGUUCAGAUCCUUUUUGGGCCGGCCGUGGAAGCUGUACUCGAGGACGGUUUAUAUGCAGACGUAUAUCGAUUCGCUGAUAGAUCCGGUCGGGUGGUUGGAGUGGGACGGCAGUUUUGCUCUGGACACGCUGUAUUACGGUGAGUACAGGAAUUCGGGUCCGGGUUCAAAUACUACCCGGCGGGUUAAUUGGAGCGGGUACCGGGUUAUAACAAAUGCGUCGGAGGCGAGUACGUUCACGGUUGCGAACUUCAUUGCCGGGCAGUCGUGGCUGCCUGCCACCGGUGUCCCCUUCACUGCUGGCCUUUGAGUUUAUUAUUCUCUGUGAAUUAUUUUUUUAUUUUUCCAAUUCUUUUGGUUCGUUAUUUUUUCUGUAUAAUAAUUGAAUUCUCUGA